GUUCCCCGUAUCGUCUGAAAUUCUUUUUUCUUUUGCUGACCCUAAGUUGGCCUCUCCAGAUGGUUAAUAUGUAUCAGCCUACGUCACUGGAAAUGUAUAUAUCUGGAGACUAUUGGUGAAAUCUGAUACAGACUGCAUCCCUGCUGCUUGGCAUUCUGUGAUGUGAUAGCACCAUGGCAGUUCAUAUAGACUGACAUUCUUGGAAAGCCAGAGUGAGUGUAAAGAUCCUGAAUGAAUGUGAGUGAUCCAUGGGAGCAGCAGACGCAGUGUCUCCCACUGCAUUCUGGAGGAUUAGCCCUCUGACUUUCUAAGGUCAGAUGAUUUCCAGUUGGGUUUCAACUGAGCAAAUGGUAUUGUUUAAAAUGCUAUGACCUUUUUGUGUAUAUUAGGGGUGUUACGAAAGGUAUAUUAUUAUAUUUUAUUUAUUAUAUUUAUAUGUCAGACAGCAUUCAUUGUGAAUCAAAUAAUAUCAUAUUUUAUCCAUCCAUAAUACUCACAAAAAAGACGAUCACAAAAGUAAGCACCUCCACAGUCAUUUAAAUUUUAUGUGUAUUUAAAUUCGUCUAGUAAGAAAAAUGUGUUAAUUCAUUCACCACCAAGUUAAUUCACUCCUUGCUGUGGUCCUCUUUUGGCAACUGAAUUUUGACCAAAAAUAAAAUAGCAGUUUAAUAAAUAAAUAAAAGCAAAAUACAUUUUGGAGUUUCUUCUGUAUUGAAAAAUAUAUCAUAUCAUGGUGCAAAAAACACCACAUAUUGUAUCAUGAACUUGGGUGGCAUUUCGGUUUAAAAUCCUCUUUAAAACCCUCUUAAUAUUGAACUUCUGAAGGGAAUAAGAUCCCUUACUAAAUGUCAAGUAACACGCUAAUGAAGUAACUAUUUGCUAAUCAUUGUUUUGUAAUUUUCAUACACCACGUCAUGUAGUUUUACAAACCUGGCAGUAAUGUAUUAACAGUUUUUACAGGAGAGGGCAGCAGAACUUCAUUAUGAUUAUUGCAAUAGUGUGGCACUUUCUAGAGAGAGUCACACAGAAAUCACGGUUUCCAUUCAAAUUGUGUCUGUGUUUACCUGUCGACUUUGUCUUCAUUUACUCACAACAUGAACACAGUUUUGUUUCUUUCCAUCUGCGUUGUGGUUCACGCCUUCGCCUCUUAUAUCUGUGCAUCAAGAAAGCUGAUAAGAAGUAGGCUAAAACAGGUAGAGUCAUUCUGACUCUGGUUAAUGGUUGCUCUGUUGUACUGAGACUGACAGGGCGCGUGCUCACUGCACUCACUCUUUAACGGAGAGGGAGAGUCACAGCAGCUCAUUCAGAGAGACGAGGGGGAAAGAGUGAGAGAGCUGUUACUGCGUCGUUAAAGAAACUUCAUCUGUGGAAGUAAUCUAGGCAAACAGUUUUCUCUCUUCUUUUUCUUGAAGACUUUGAACAUGGGGCUGUCAAGGAAGUGAAAACAUAGUGUUUUGACUUAAAGAACACCAGUGUGGCAGACAUGGAGGCCAAAGAGGAGAUCAGUGACACAGACAGUGGGAUUAUUCUGCAUUCUGGACCUGACAGUCCCACCACAGGGAUGAAGGAUGUGAGUACACAUACUCGGGCUGUGAAGCUAAAGCGGCAGUCACUGGAGGACAGGCUAGAGCUAUGUAUUCUGGAGCUGAAAAAACUCUGUAUCAGAGAAGCUGAACUCACAGGACACUUGUCUUCAGACUACCCUCUGUUGCCUGGAGAGAAACCUCCACAGAUUCGCAGACGCAUCGGGGCAGCUUUUAAGCUAGAUGAGCAGAGCAUUCUAUACAGAGGAGGAGAGGACUCAGAGCUAUGUGCGGUGGAGGCUAAGCUGGCCCUGCAGCAGCAGAUCUACGUUGCGGCCCGCAGACUGUGCCAGGAGGAGCACCUCAGCAAGGCGGUGAAGAAGAGCAGAGUGCAGCAGUGCAAGCGUGAAGAACAGAAGCUCAAGGAACUCCAAGAGGCUGUGUUCCAGCUGCGGCUUGCACAUGGCCGUUCCUCACCGCGCCCUGGAAUGAUUCUGCAAAAACAUCAAGCCACAUCAGAUGACAGUUCGUUGUCAGAUUCAGCAGUGUUGGAUGAAGAAGAGCUAAUGAGCCAGUCGUCCCAGCUCUCCUCGGAGCCCCCUCCUGUUGUAGACUGUCUUUCUGUUCCUCCAGGCACUUCCCAUCGUCCGCUCGCGCCUACUGGCUCCUCACCCCUACUUCAGCCACCUGAGCCCAGCCCCUGUCAGCCACCCGCACUGCCCCUCAAGGCUUUACACCCCUGCCAUAGCCCCACAGUAGAGUAUGAGCCUUCCCCCAUCCAGAACUCCCCCUGGAAAGAAUCUAGUCUUGAUCAGCCAUACCAAAAACAGAAGAAGUCUUGUUCCAGCAGCACCAAAUCCAGUCCUGCUGUUACUCCUACGUUGCCUCCACUGGAAGCUUGUUUAGAAGAGACAGGCGUGACGCUGCAGAUACCCAGUCAUGUAUCACUGAGACACACACAAUCCAGCAGUGCCCCCUCCACUCCAGAGAUGCAUCUACGUAGAGGUUAUUCUCUCAGAGUUCCGAACACUGAGCGACCACAAGAGGUGGAGCGGGACAGAGGCAGAUCACAGGGGCCCAGGAGGCGACUGACAGACGUUAUUUUGACAUCAUCAUCUCCAGAGUACUCCCCGAUGAGAUUAGCCAUGGGAAACCCAAUGUAUUACUCCAGCUCUGAGGACAGUAACUCUGAGCACUCUUCAACUCCUUCCUAUGUCAGCUCACCAUGCCAAGAGCAUCCAGCAGAGCUACAGAGGCCAUACCAAGCACAGUAUAGAUACCAAUACACCAGUCUCCCUGAUAAUUACAUUCCCCAGUCCUACAUGCCACUCAGCCACUACAAAAACUCCUCACCUCAGCUUUCCUCAAGCUUCUACAGAGGAUAUGUGGAUGAGGGAAGGGGCCAUGAAAUGGACAUGAGUAGAAUGCAUAUGAGGCACCAACCUCCACCUUCUUGCACCAAUGGCCACUACGAGUAUUGGUAUGAAGAGGCACUCCCACAUCAGGUAUACAGGCCAGUACCUCCCCACCUCAUGCUUUCUCGGGCCCCAUCGCUCAGAGAGUACCCCCACCACCCCAGCAGGGGCCUCCCUCGUCAGGUGGUUUCAGAAGAGCUCAAGUCGUGGCACCAGAGGAGCCAAUUGCGGCCGCCCCGACCGCACUCCCUGGACAGACAUCGGCAAGGUGCAAUGCGCUUCAGAAACCAGCCUGGACACGAGUCACCACUGUCCCAGCAACACAGCUUCCAAGAACAACAGGUACCCCAAAGACACAUUAUCCAGAGGACUGCUGAUGGAACACCAAUCAAAUGGUACGAAGAAGAAGAUGCAGAGAUUGUCAGCCAGGUGUAGCAGAAGGACCCCAUACCUGUGGAAAGGGAAAUAAUUAACACCUGUCAAGAGUCCUAUUUAUGAUUUAAUUUAUUGAACCACUAGAUGAAAGUGAUUUUUCCAUGGUUAUAUCUAGAUUAGUUGGGAUAAUCUUGAGCUUUUGACAUUUUUAAAUGCCUUUUCACCUAAUAAUACACCACAAUAACUGUUUUAUACCUGAACUUCUGUGAAAAACAAUGUUGUUGUUGUUGUUGUUGUUGUUGUUAAGAGUAGAUUUUUCUAUUUCUACAUUUUGUACAAUGAAAGCAAAUCUAAUUUGUUACUUAAAUGAGUUUUUAUGUGUUG
Messenger RNA from Colossoma macropomum (tambaqui), 3697 nucleotides. It is a transcript of the gene inavab, whose product is annotated as innate immunity activator b. The coding region runs from base 1484 to 3373 and encodes 629 amino acids. The transcript is spliced from 10 exons. The record is from RefSeq and is a predicted model, not a curated record. Lineage: Eukaryota; Metazoa; Chordata; Actinopteri; Characiformes; Serrasalmidae. Gene Ontology annotation, biological process: positive regulation of protein ubiquitination; adherens junction maintenance.